Drosophila busckii is the source of this 866-nucleotide messenger RNA. It is a transcript of the gene ND-23, whose product is annotated as NADH-quinone oxidoreductase subunit I. Gene Ontology annotation, biological process: mitochondrial respiratory chain complex I assembly; mitochondrial electron transport, NADH to ubiquinone. The record is from RefSeq and is a predicted model, not a curated record. Bases 94 to 747 code for a protein of 217 amino acids. Gene Ontology annotation, cellular component: membrane. Gene Ontology annotation, molecular function: NADH dehydrogenase activity; 4 iron, 4 sulfur cluster binding. NCBI's taxonomy places the organism in Eukaryota, Metazoa, Arthropoda, Insecta, Diptera, Drosophilidae. The transcript has 3 exons.
CUGGUAGCAUAUAUCGUCUAUCGGCCAACUAGCAUAACAAAACAAAAUUUUUAACUAGUCGAAUUUGCGACAAUUGUCUUGUUCGCCACAAACAUGAUGCAAACAGUGCGAAUAUUUACAGCAGCCCGCAAUGGACAACGCAUAUUUUGCUCAACCGGCACACGCUUCUUGGCCACCAAGCGAUGCGAACCGCAGGAUAUUGUUUCAGUACCUAAGGGCUAUGUAUAUGUAAACAAUAAGGAAGUUAGCAUGGAAAUGGAAGACAUCACAGAUCGUGCAGCGUCUACGAUAUUUUUGGGCGAGCUAUUCCGCGGAUUUGCCGUUACUCUGGCCCAUAUUUUCAAGGAGCCGGCUACAAUUAACUACCCGUUUGAAAAGGGUCCCCUAAGUCCGCGCUUUCGUGGUGAACACGCUCUGCGUCGCUACCCUAGCGGUGAGGAGCGUUGCAUUGCUUGCAAACUGUGCGAAGCGAUUUGCCCAGCCCAAGCAAUCACUAUUGAAGCAGAAGAGCGUACAGACGGUAGCAGGCGUACAACUCGUUACGAUAUAGAUAUGACCAAAUGUAUCUACUGCGGAUUUUGUCAGGAGGCUUGUCCUGUCGACGCAAUUGUUGAAGGUCCAAAUUUUGAAUUUUCCACUGAGACGCACGAGGAACUGCUCUACAACAAGGAGAAGCUAUUGUGCAAUGGUGACAAGUGGGAAUCGGAGAUUGCAUCCAACCUUCAAGCCGACCAUCUUUACCGAUAACUUAUAUAUUGUAAAUGUUAGAUUUUUGUUUAGGAUGAUUUCCAAUUAAACAGCGCGAUUGGCUCUACCUGCAAUGUUGUAGCUCUAUUAAAUAAAACAACAGCCAUACUUAAAUAAUA